AUGGCACACGACACGUGGAACGUUGCUUUCACGCUACUGUUAAUCCUCGCGGUGGCGGCACUCCCUGGCCAGGGGCAAGAUCCUUCACGGCCCAUCAUCAGCAGCCCGGCAGGACAAAUUCAAGGUACCACGGAAUCAUGUGGACUGUUCUGUAGCUACUACUCCUUCAAAGGGAUCCCGUACGCACAACCACCCACCGGGUCUCUACGUUUCCGGAAUCCGGUUCCACAUCCCGGUUGGUCCGGGGUACGCGAUGGUGCCCACCAUGGUGCGGUUUGCCUUCAGACGGGUGUAAUACCGGGACAGAUGCGUGGCAGUGAAGAUUGUCUGUAUCUGAACGUGUACACCCAGCAGCUCGUCGGUGCCGGAAGGCCAGUGAUGGUAUGGAUUCACGGUGGUGGCUACGGUGUGAACUCGGGUAACAUCGAAGAGUAUGGGCCGGAGAAAUUGGUCAAGGAAAAUGUUGUGCUCGUGACGCUAAACUAUCGCCUCGGGGCACUAGGGUUUCUUAGUACCGGUGAUCGGCACGCGCAGGGUAACUGGGGUCUGAAGGAUUGUCUGCAAGCACUUCGGUGGAUCCGCACCAACAUUGCCCCGUUCGGUGGUGAUCCGAAUAGUGUUACCAUUUUUGGCAAUUCCGCUGGAGCCGCACUCGUCCACCUGCUCGUGAUUGCCGAUCAGUCCGCUACGGAAGGAUUGUUCCAUAAGGCCAUUGCACAGAGCAGCACCGGAUUGGUCCCGUACGCCUUUCAACCGAGGCCACGUUUCUACGCCGAUCGGAUAGCCGCGGCACUGGGGCUCGGUACGGACAGUGGCAGUUACGUGGAGCAAUUGCGUACCGUUCCGGCGGAGCAGUUCAUUGCGUACCAGGAGGCCGGUUUCACCAUACCCGUACCACGGUUCUUGCGGCCACUCGAUUUUGGGCCCGUUGUUGAGCCUGCGGAUGCACCGGAACCACGCAUCGUCACUCGCCGGCCGAUCGAUGGCAUUCGACAGAAUGGCCAUCGUGUACCGUUUAUCAUCGGGUACACCGAUCUUGAGGGUGCAUUUUUUACGGCGUUCGAAAAUGCGAUAGAUCCCACGGUGAAGCCACAGUUUAAUGCGAACCCACAUCUGCUGGUGCCCUUCUUCUGGAACGUGCCGGCCGGCACAGUAGCGUCACAGCAGAUCAGUAGUACGUUUCAAAGCUACUACUGGCAAGGUCGGCCAUUGGACGCUUCGUUGGAUUACGAGUGGACCGUCUACCAAACCGAUCAUCAGUUUCUGUUUCCCAUGGAUCAAACGGUACGGCUUCAUGCGCAAGCAUCGUCGGUUCCGCUGUACUAUUUCCAGUUCGCUUACGAUGGUGAUUUGAAUUUGUACAAAAAAUUGUUCAACAUCCCCCAUCCGGGAGCGGUGCACACGGAUGAACUGCCGUAUCUGUUUCACAUUCCGGCGGCUAUGCUGGCACCGGUGCCGGACACUAGCCAUGCCAACACCGUAAGCGAUCGCAUUGUACGGAUGUGGGCCAAUUUCGCACGGACCGGCAAUCCGACUCCAUCACCGGAAGCGUUGCUACAAAACAUACAAUGGCCCACCGUGGAAGGUCCAUCGGGGCAGCGAUAUCUGUCUAUUGGGCAUGAUUUGGCACCGUCUACGUUGUCUCCAAAUCCAUCCCGAAUGGCACAGUGGUACAAUCUGCAGCAGAGCUACUCCAACGGACCGUUCGAAGUGUGAAUGUGCUGUGUUUAGUCAAUCUUACGUCGUUUCUGGUACCGGAGUGCAUUCAUUAAAGUGUUCGAUGAACCAAG
Messenger RNA from Anopheles aquasalis, 1790 nucleotides. Its product is annotated as acylcarnitine hydrolase-like. The record is from RefSeq and is a predicted model, not a curated record. NCBI's taxonomy places the organism in Eukaryota, Metazoa, Arthropoda, Insecta, Diptera, Culicidae.